AUGCGGGUAGCUACUGUAGACACGGAGCGGCUGCACACGCCACACCUCUGUGGCGCGCUAUCGUUUAUCCGAAGCAAAUCGGGGAGGAAUUGCCAAGUCCUGUACUGCAACGGAAAGAGUGCGGCCAACUUGACAGCUGGCGAGGUCUAUGCAAGUGGAGUUCACCACUUCUGCCGGUACGACCGAACAUUCAAGGAGGCAGACCCAAAGUUUGGUUUGCACGACGACGAUGCUGGCUGUUCCCACCCGGACUGCUGUGUCCAGGAACGAAGCGCUUUCGUUCUGCACUUUGACAGCCCCAGCUUCACGGAAUGGCGGGACAAGUUCGCCCUGCGCGCAAAAGCCUCAAUGACGGAAUUGGACGAAGAGGAGAUGCAGCUCUUCCCUUUCAAGAAGGCCUCAGUCCAGGCUUUCACAAAAGCCGAGAAGGCGGCAAAGCAGAAGCAAAUCUACCGCCACUGGCGAUGUCUGCCUGGACGCAAGGAGGAUGAAUUUCAUCCCAGGAUCACCGGCGCUAGCCUCGAGGAGGAGUUCCAGCGCCUGCUUUCCCAGGUGAAGUGUGCGUGGGGGCCACGCUUUGUGAGCCCGGACCAGAGCGGCAACGAGCAAGAAAAGAGCCGCAAAGUCGCAGGGUCCAAGCGGGGCUCGACGGCAUUCCCUCCAUGGGGCACAGACCUCAGUGAAGCCUUGCGGCUAAUGCAGUCUGAAGGUGUGGUCUUUGCACUCCAAGAGCUCAUCACUACAAGAGGCGUUACGGAGAACACCGAAGCUGCCGAGCUGAAUCGCACUGCCGGAUGCGAUACUGAGAGCUCCUGCUACAGGAUUCCCAGCAUGCCCUGCCCAGCACUCGGUCACGGCCAGAAUCCUGGCGCGCGCGGUGCGAAGAGGCGCAAAGGGGCCAAGCCAGAAGCUCCUGCGGACAGGUCCGAAGGCCCGCGUGCCGCUGCCGAAGCCGAAGCCUUCGGCUCCGAGGCGCGACGAGAUCCCGAGACAUCCCGGCAGCCGGCAGCGGAGGUUGCCGUCGCGAAGAUGCCAAGCGAGGCCCAGGAAGGCCCUCUCGUUCUCGAGGGGCCAUCCACUGCAAAGCGGCACGAGGCAACUAGGCCUCGGCCGGAGGAGGCGGAGCCCGCGGAGGCUCCCAGCGGCGGCCUGGACUGGGAGAUGGAGGCGACGCUGCCGGCGCUUGCCGCCCAGCUCCGGCGCGGGGAGGCGGCCGCGACCAGUAGUGCGAGGCGGAAGAAGGCAGCGGUGGCACCAGAAUCCAGUUGGCAGGUGGAGGAAGCUGAGGCUCAGCCGUCCUUGCCGGCUCCGCCAAUCUCACCGGCAGCACAGGCAUCUCCUGCAUGGCAAACAUCAACGAGCGAGGCAUCGCUCCAUCUGCCCAUAUCUCACGAGACAGGCUCAUCACAGACGUCAAAGUCGACCUGGAAGCUGGAAGAGGCUGACAUCUUCUCUCCACUUGCUCAUGCCAUUGAGACCGAGAAGGCAGCAGACGACAACUCGCCCUUGUCCGAGCCCAUGGUGCAGACUCUCCCGAAGGCACCGGCUUUCCCGUCAGACGUGGAGGUGUCCACGAGCACGCAGCUGAUGCUUCUGACUUGGGCCCGAUGGGGCCGCAAUGCCUGGCGAAUCAAGCAGGAAGACCAGAUCAAGCAGCUUCAGCACAGGCGCUUUCCUCGCACGCCCGCGCCACCGCGAGAGCCCUUGUCCCCACAGCCGACACCACGGUCGACGCCGCGAGAGUCGCCCGAGACGGAGACCCCAGGCUCGUCUCCCGGGAGUUCCCCUGCCUCGUCCUCGCGGCCGCGGACGGGAGCGGCAGCCUGGAGAGCCGGUGGCGAGUUAGGCAUGGGCACCACCGUCCACAGCCGAGAAGGGCGCGAGGUCCGGGAAGGCCGCGACGACCGUGGCUUCGCCUUCGCGGAGUUGCGAGAGGAGCAGCGAGAUUCCAUGGCUCAGCAGGGUGCCAGGACAAAGCUCGUCCGUGCUUUGGGCGGAAGUGCCGCCACUGCUCACAGCACUGGCACCCCUGGCUUUGGUGUCGACACACCGGGCUUCCCAGGGGCAAGUGGUGCGGCUUCUGCGGAUGCAUCGGUUGUGAGCAGUGGCGUGGCGAGUCCGGUCAAGGGCGGCCAGAUGUCCCCUUGGAUCCUGGAGGCGGAGGCUCUCUGCGAGGAAACCGACGAGGAUGUUUCUCCAGGAGGCGGAGGAGGUUGGAGCCUGGAUCCUGGGUCUGACAACCUGCUCCUCAGCAUCGAAGAGGAACUCCGGCAGCCUCGCAAAGAGAAGGUGGAGGAGCACCCGCAGCCCACAGAGCCAGCGGUGCAGGCCAAUGAUGACCAGGUCUUGGACGAGGAUGAGCUGCAACGGGUGGAGAUGUUUGAGGAAAGCCCCAGCAAGAAGUCGGCACAGGAGCAGAGUUCGCCUGCCCACGAUGCCGCAAGAGCUGCUGAGGAGAAGCUGCCCGCCAAGGACGAUUCGGCGCAUCAGCCCUUCGAGUACAUGGUGGGCGAGAAGGUCUCCUACUAUUCCAGCUCUCACGGGGCCUGGAUGCCGGCUCGUAUCGUGGAGCGAAAGAGCAGGACUAUCUAUGUCAUCGACAAGCAGAUGCGCGGCUGCUUGGCCAAGGUCCGUGCUUCGGAGCUGGUCUCCGAGAGGGAGGAGGAGAAGAACCCGGUUCUGCGAGCUUUCGACGUUCUGGAAGUCCGUGCUCCUUCCAACCGACCAACCAGGCCGACGAGUGCGACGAGGAGCGGCUCGAGUCCGAAAGGUCGUUCUGGCAGCCCAUCGGCAGCUCCCACCCGGGUGCCGGGCAACCGAGGGCGCGUCGUGCGAGAUGACUUCAGCGAUGAUUCUGAUGACGGCUGA
Messenger RNA from Symbiodinium necroappetens, 2868 nucleotides. The record is from the annotation of a GenBank genome assembly. Lineage: Eukaryota; Dinophyceae; Suessiales; Symbiodiniaceae.